AUGGUAAAGGUAGCAACAAAAGGGCAAAAAGAAAUUUAUGAGGCUAACAGGAACACCAUGGUCACUUUCGGGACAGCAUGUUUAGUUACGAUUGUGGUUCAUUUAGGAGCAUGCUUUUUCUUCAUCAGUUGUAGCUCUAAUGCGUAUAUUUUCUUUUGGUUAACUGUAGCAGUUGAAUUGAUUGUUCUGGGACUUAUGAGAAGUAUGGCAGGUUGGUGUACCGUGUUUUCAAGUUGGAAGACUGGCUUCGACAGAUUGGUUUCAUUUAAAGGAGCGCGGUUUGAUGAGCGUGGUAGGGUGACCGAUGCUGGCAUGGAUUUGAACGAUCCAGCGGCAUUUGGCGAGUACUGUAAAGACGUCAUAAUUGUAACUGUUUUUGCUCAGGUGUGUCAGUUUCCAGUAUUAGUGAUUUUUUUAGUCGGAAGUUAG
Angiostrongylus costaricensis is the source of this 429-nucleotide messenger RNA. Lineage: Eukaryota; Metazoa; Nematoda; Chromadorea; Rhabditida; Metastrongylidae. The record is from the annotation of a GenBank genome assembly.